CGACGAGGACACGCACACCCUUUUGACGGGGCAACCGAAUCAGAGCGACGCACCUAAUUCACAACUUCCCAUUUAUAAUUCUCUCUACUACUGAAUCCCCCAAGUCCAGAAACAAUAAAUCGAAAACUCGGUCAAAAUUUCUCUUUUCAAGUGGCGCGUGUCUAUCACUUUGCUAAUGGGCCAGUCCGCCUCAACCACAAACUCUUCCGCCAAUCGAGUUUUAACUCCGGCGUUUCUUUCUAGCGAAUCGCCUCAGCUCGUUGAGGAAAUGACUACUGAUGUUGAUUACACAGAGUAUAUUCCUGAUGAGUGUUUGGCGUACAUUUUCCAUUUCCUGUCUGCAGGGGACCGGAAACGGUGUUCCUCAGUUUGCCGGCGGUGGUUAUUCGUUGACGGUCGUAGCCGCCACAGACUAUCCCUUAAUGCGAAAGCGGAGAUUGUGUCGUACGUUCCUAAUCUGUUCAUGCGGUUCGACUCUGUCACUAAACUAGCUUUACGUUGUGACCGCAAAUCUAUGAGCUUAAACGACGAUGCAUUGGUUAUGAUCUCGAUCCGUUGCCAGAAUCUAGAGCGCGUUAAGCUCCGCGGCUGCCGCCAAAUCACCGAUGAAGGUAUGGCUGCAUUUGCUAAAAAUUGCAAGAAGUUGAAAAAGCUCUCUUGCGGCUCGUGCGCUUUCGGUGCCAAAGGCUUAAACGCGGUGCUCGAUCACUGCGCGGCUUUGGAGGAGCUGUCCAUUAAGCGGCUUCGAGGCAUCCAUGACGGAGCCGAGAUGAUUAGGCCAGGUGCCGCAGCUUCGUCUCUGAAAUCAAUUUGCUUGAAGGAACUGGUCAACGGUCAGUCUUUUGAACAACUUGUAGUCGGAGCUAAAAAGCUUAAGACCUUGAAAAUUAUUCGGUGCUUGGGUGAUUGGGAUAAAAUACUUGAAAGUAUUGGAAAUGGAAAUACUUUCUUGAUUGAUGUUCAUCUAGAGAGGAUUCAAGUGAGCGAUCUUGGACUUGUAGCGAUUUCAAAACGGGUAAAUAUGGAAAUUUUGCAUAUUGUAAAAACUCCUGAAUGUUCGAAUUUUGGUCUUGUUACAGUGGCAGAGAAUUGUAGACAAUUGAGGAAGCUCCACAUAGAUGGUUGGAGAACUAAUAGGAUUGGAGAUGAGGGUUUGAUUGCUGUAGCCAAACACUGUCCUAAUUUACAAGAACUUGUUUUGAUUGGUGUAAAUGCAACACAUUGGAGUUUCGCAGCUAUUGCUGCUAAUUGCCAAAAACUGGAGAAGUUAGCUCUUUGUGGGAGUGGAACAAUUGGUGAUCAUGAAAUUGCUUGUAUUGCAUCAAAAUGCGUGGCAUUGAAGAAGCUGUGUAUAAAGGGGUGUGCUAUUUCAGACAUUGCAGUCCAAGCACUUGUUUGGGGAUGUCCUAAUUUGGUUAAAGUCAAGGUGAAGAAGUGCAGAGGAGUGAGUAAUGAGGUUGUGGAAUGGUUGCAGGAGCGAAAAGGGUCAUUAGUUGUUAAUUUUGAUGCCAGUGAUACUGAAGGUUUGGAUACUGGUCUUAGUGACGUUGUUGGAGCUUUAGAAAGUGGAAUGGAGUUUCCUGUAAUGGUUGGUCAAGUAGUUGUUGCAGAUAAUUCAUCAAGUACAAAUGGGAGAUUGGCUUUGUUAAGAGCAAAGCUUGGGCUUUUUGCAAGUAGGAACCCAUUAGCUUGUGCCUUUACUAGAUGGUCAGGUAAUGAACAUGCUAAUCCAAAUAACAAUUUGUGAAUGAUCUUUGUAAUAGUUAUAUUUUGGGGCUUUGUAUACAAGUUUUCUUUGAUUUUUGUUCACACACUGAGAUUAAAUGAAAACAACAAGAAAUAUUUUGUCUUUAUUAUUGCUGGUAUAUGUGAAGUUCAUCUUAUAUUUGUAGCA
Molecule: messenger RNA, 1894 nt
Organism: Jatropha curcas
Lineage: Eukaryota; Viridiplantae; Streptophyta; Magnoliopsida; Malpighiales; Euphorbiaceae
Gene: SKIP2
Product: SKP1/ASK1-interacting protein 2
Biological process (GO): SCF-dependent proteasomal ubiquitin-dependent protein catabolic process
Cellular component (GO): SCF ubiquitin ligase complex
Molecular function (GO): protein binding
Source: RefSeq, a predicted model, not a curated record